This is a messenger RNA of Paramecium sonneborni, 1093 nucleotides long. Lineage: Eukaryota; Ciliophora; Oligohymenophorea; Peniculida; Parameciidae. The record is from the annotation of a GenBank genome assembly.
AUGAUCAGAAAAUUAUUUAGAACACCGAUAUUUAGAAACCUUAAAUUCUAUAGACCAGCUCUUUAUAUGUUUAGUCAAUAAAAUUAAGAUCCUAAAUUUUCAGAUGAAAUUAUGAAUAAGUUAAAAAAUUAGGCUUAAUAAUUUUAUGAUAAUAUAGUAGUUGAUAAUAAUUUACAACAUGUAGAUGUUAAGGAUGUAGAUCAUUUUAAUUAACUUAUUUAAGAAAGCAAUUAAAAAAUUAUAAUAGUAUAUUGUUAUGCUUAAUGGUCAUUAGAAUGCAAAGAUUUUAAAUAAGUGUUGAUCUAAAAUAUGGAAAAAUAUUCAGAUAUUUCAACAAUCAUAAAUAUAGAUAUUGAUAAACAUCCAAAUUUAAUUACUCAGUUAUAAAUAAAUUCUGUUCCUUUUGCAGGUGUAGUGUAUAAUAAUUAAUUUGUUGAUGGAUAUUUUAAAAAUGGAAAGUUUGACCGAUUUAUGUCUGUUGUAGAAUAAAUAUCUAGAAUCUUAAGAGGUGAAAAUAUUGAAGAAAUGAUAUUAGAAUAAAUGUCAGAAUUGUUUUAAAGCAAAAAUCAUUAAGGAUUAUUGACUUUAACAACUGAAGCAUUAGCAAGAGAUAAUAUAAAAAAAGACCAUCCAAAAUAUUUAUUAUUCAAAGGAUUAGCAUAUGUAUUAAUGGAAGAUUCUAUUAAAAUAUAAGAAAUUUUAGAUUAAUUUGAUUAAUAAUUUAAAGAUGAUUUAACAGAUAUUAAUACUAAAUAAUUAUAUUAAUUAGUUUAAGACUAAUUAACUUUGAUUAAAGAUUUAUAAUCUUUGACUCCUGAAAUGAAAAGAAUUUUAGAAAGAAUAAAUGAGAAUCCUAAAGAUAAAGAUCUUUAUUUUGAUUUAGCUUUGGAAUCAUUAAAUUUAAAGAAUUAUGAGUUGGCAAUUAAGUCACUUUUAAAUGUAAAAAUCUAUUUGAUUUUAGAUUGUUAAAAUGGAUAAGAAUUGGUCUGACAAAAAGGCAUAGAAGAAGCUACUAGAAAUAUUUUCAUAAUUAGGAAAUUAACACAAUUUAGUUAUUGAGGGAAGAAAACAACUUGGAAAACUGAUAAAUUGA